Protopolystoma xenopodis is the source of this 609-nucleotide messenger RNA. Lineage: Eukaryota; Metazoa; Platyhelminthes; Monogenea; Polystomatidea; Polystomatidae. The record is from the annotation of a GenBank genome assembly.
UAUGACGAUAGGCGCCGCGAUGGCAGCGGCCACCGGGAUCGUGGUGGCUUCCUUCCUCCUCGUUACCGGGAUGAUCAUCAUAGAGCCAAUGGACCUGGAGGUAGCCGGGAUCGACGCGACAGAUCACGACUUGACUCUCGGUCGCCCAAAUCUCGAAGCCGUUCAGCUUCUCGAAACAGCCGGUCCCGUUCUGGUCAGCGAUCCAGAUCUCAUUCACGUUCGAGAUCGCGUUCUCGUUCUCCAGUGGCUCGUUCUUCAACCACUGGAUUGAGAGCUGGGGCCUCCCUUGCUAAUACUAGCUCUGCCAGUACUGCGGGAGCACAGUCCACUGACCCUGGGGGGGGUUUUAUGCGCUCACGUUCUCGUUCCAGGUCUAGGUCAUUGUCUCGACCUCGUAAUGAAUCUGGUUCUGCAAGCAAGCGCAACACUGCCGGGCAGACCACAACGGGAGCAAGUACGCAUGCCCAAACGGCUGGGAGUAAUACUAAUGAUGGGCCUCGUCCUCGUCGGCAGAGGUCCCCAACCACUUCUUCUUCGUGUAGCAGUAGUCGUUCUCCUUCACGUAGUCCAUCUCGCACCCCUCCACCGGGUAACAAGAGAGGCAGGUAA